UUUUAAUACAACCGCGAUAUAAUCUUAUGUACUACCAAAUAUUAUCAUCAUGGUAUAGAGUGAUAAUAUUUGCCUCAAAAUUUUGUUUUAGAAUAUAUCAAAAUAAGUUUCUCAUUUUAAAAAAUGAUAAAUCUAAUUUUUUCUGAGUAAAAAUAAUUAUUUAUAUAUAUAUAUAUAUAUAUAUAUAUAUAUAUAUGGUGACUACUUCGGUGCACUCACAAAAAUGAGUGCGUUCAAUGCACCCAAUUCAAAAACUGGUCUUAAAGUGUCAUAUUUUGAAUUUUAAUUUGUAGAAUUAGUGUAAUAUGAUGAUAUAACAUAUGAUAACAACUAAUUAGCCGAUUACCCUAAGCCCUAGAGCUCCAAUUUGAGUUCUAUUCCUAAAUCUCAAAUUGUAAACCCUAACCCUAAUUCUAAAUCUCUAAACUUUAAAUCCUUCAAAUUAAAGUAAAUCUUUAAUGGGUUUUGUGUAAAUUCAUGUGUGUUAUUGUUUAUCACAUUAUAAGUGAUGAUUGAUAUCAUUUUGACAUAAAUCGAAUGUUUAAAAUGACGAUUAUGAAGCGAGUGCACCCAAAAAAGUGAGUGCACCGAAGACGCCACUAUAUAUAUAUAGUUUUUGAACACCAACAUAUCAUAUUGGUCGUCGAAAAAUGAAUUUCCAUAAAAUAUAUACAAAAUAUAUGGUGCCGAUUGUCUUGCGCACAUUGUUUCGUUUUUGGGAUGGAAAUCAGGCCAUCAAUAUUUUCUUGCCCACACCAACACCAAACCUACUACUACUGCCAUAAUUACUAAAAAUGUCCAGCUCGCUCGCUAGCCGUCUCCCUCCCAUUUCUCUAUUCCUUUUUGCCCAUACUUUUCCUCUUUCCCCACGCACUAUAUAAUCUACGUAUAUAAAUCCAAUCGAGAUGCAACACAACAUUCAGAAACAAACGAGCUCACGCUUUCGUCUCGAAAGUUCUUUUCUGUGGUCGCUAAAAGCAAUCAAUCUAUAUAUAGCAUUAUAGCGACGAAAAGAAAAAAUAGCACAAAAUGGGUCGACCUCUUUCUGCUCCGUCUGCCUUGGCGCCGUUUCUGUUCCUGACGGCGUUUCUAAUAAGCGUCGCCGUUAGUGGAGCUGCGGCGUCGAGGGCGGCCAACGCCACCCUGCCGGCGAUUCUGAUAUUCGGCGACUCCAUCAUGGACACCGGGAACAACAACAACCUGGCCACCAUCAUCAAGUGCAACUUCCAGCCCUACGGCGUGGAUUUUAACGGCGGCCCCACCGGCAGGUUCUGCGACGGCAAGAUUCCCUCCGAUAUCAUCGCUGAACAAUUGGGAAUCAAAGGCAGCGUUCCUCCAUAUUUGGACCCAAGUCUCCAGCCCAAAGAUCUAUUAACUGGAGUCACCUUCGCUUCAGGAGGCGCUGGAUUCGACCCUAUAACCGCAAAACUAGUGGCAGUUGUGUCACUGAGCCAACAACUCCAAUACUUCGAAGAAUACAUCGCCAAGGUGAAAUCAAUUGUUGGGGAAGAGAGGGCAAACUUCAUCAUAGGUAACGCCUUGUAUCUAGUGGUUGCCGGAAGUGAUGAUAUCGCAAACACAUACUUCACUCUUCGAGCGAGGAGCAACUACGAUAUUCCUGGUUAUACCGACCUCAUGUCUGAUUCUGCUUCGAAUUUUGUUCAGGAAAUAUACAAGUUGGGAGCCAGAAAGAUUGGGGUGUUCAGCGCGCCUCCGAUUGGGUGCGUGCCAUCGCAAAGGACUGCCGGCGGUGGACCUAUGAGGGUCUGCGCCGAUAACAGUAACCAAGCAGCCAUUCUUUUCAACUCCAAGUUGAAAUCAAAGUUGGACUCUCUUCAUCAGAUGUUACCCAAUUCAAGAGUCGUCUACAUUGAUGUCUACUCUCCCUUGUUACAAAUCAUUCAAACCCCUACAAAAUACGGGUUCGAGAUUUCGGAGAAAGGAUGUUGUGGAACGGGUGCAGUCGAGGUGGCUAUACUGUGCAACAAGUUCACUCCACCUUGUCCAAAUGUCAAUGCACAUGUAUUUUGGGACAGUUACCAUCCUACUGAGAAGACUUACAGGGUUCUAGUUACAGAACUGCUGGAUAAAUAUUCGAGUGACUUAUUGGGUUGAUCCAUUUUUAAGUUUAAUUUUACAAGAAAAGCAAGAGCUCGUCAUUAUUGUACCAUUAUCGAUACAUUCGAAAUUUUAUAUGUAGUAGAGAAAAAAAAUGGUCGUUUGCAAUAUGUUUCUGGUUGUUGACUACAUGUUUGGUUUGUAACUCUUUUUUUUUUCUUUUCUUCUUUUCUUCUUCUUCUUGUUGGCUUGCACAAAAACCUUGUCAUGGGCUAUGAGUCGUUUGUGCCCGCCUGCCCGGAGAAUGUCAACACUACACGAUAAAAAUCAAUGAAGCACAAAGCAAGAAUUUGUGCAUUGGUUGAUUGUUACAGUUAUUUAAACCAUUACAUUUUGAAUUUUCACGGUUUCAAUGAAAAUGCACGUUUAAUUUGAAUACACGCUAAGUAGCGUAAAUACAUAGUUUAAUUCUCA
Messenger RNA from Linum trigynum, 2532 nucleotides. The record is from the annotation of a GenBank genome assembly. NCBI's taxonomy places the organism in Eukaryota, Viridiplantae, Streptophyta, Magnoliopsida, Malpighiales, Linaceae.